Molecule: messenger RNA, 1012 nt
Organism: Hyla sarda
Lineage: Eukaryota; Metazoa; Chordata; Amphibia; Anura; Hylidae
Product: retinol dehydrogenase 7-like
Exons: 4
Coding region: 14-982 (322 amino acids)
Molecular function (GO): oxidoreductase activity
Source: RefSeq, a predicted model, not a curated record
UUCUGCUACAGUCAUGUGGCUCUUUGGUUUAGUAUUGUUGGGUCUGAGCAUCCUGUACAGAUGGUACAGGCAAAGUCAGGUAUUGGAGAAUCUCUCGGAUAAAUAUGUCUUCAUCACUGGAUGUGACACUGGAUUUGGAAACCUGCUGGCCAAGCAACUGGACAAACGUGGAAUGAAAGUUCUGGCAUCUUUUCUGACAGAAAAGGGGGCUGAGAACCUGAAGAAGGAGACAUCUAGUAGACUGCAGACCAUAAUCCUUGAUGUCACUGACAGUAAAAGCGUUAGAUUUGCUACCAAGUGGGUUUCUACUAUAGUCAAAGAUAAAGGCCUUUGGGGUCUGGUGAACAAUGCCGGCAUUGGUAUCCCAGGAGGGAUAAAUGAAUGGCUCACUACAGAUGAUUUUGUGAAGAUUCUGAAAGUAAAUCUACUGGGAGUAAUUGAUGUGACAAUUAAUAUGUUGCCGAUGAUACGGAAAGCACAAGGCCGUAUUGUGAAUGUCAGCAGUGUGGCUGGAAGACUAAGUAUUUGUGGUGGAGGAUAUUGCAUAUCAAAGCAUGGAAUAGAAUCCUUUUCAGACAGUCUUCGCCGUGAAAUGCUUCCAUUUGGAGUAAAGGUUACUAUCAUUGAACCUGGCUUUUUUAAAACUGAACUUACAAAUCCACAGUUACAAAAGGAAAGCAUUAAACGGACAUGGGAACAAGCAUCAGAAGAAGUCAAGGAAAGUUAUGGAGCAGAGUUUUUUAUGAAAAGUUAUGGCUAUAUGGACAGCGUGGAGUCAUUCUGCUCAACGAAGUUGUCCCUUGCCACAGACUGCAUGGAGCAUGCACUAACAGCAGUUCAUCCCUGGACACGUUAUUCUGCUGGAUGGGAUACCAAAUUAAUUCUGAUUCCACUCUCAUAUAUGCCUACAGUUAUCACAGACUACCUCCUAACCAAGGGACAGCCCAAACCAGCCCAAAAGGUUUCUUUUUCUGCAAAGUAAAAAUAAUAAAUGACUAACGUCUAUUUUAAU